Molecule: messenger RNA, 891 nt
Organism: Spodoptera exigua (beet armyworm)
Lineage: Eukaryota; Metazoa; Arthropoda; Insecta; Lepidoptera; Noctuidae
Source: the annotation of a GenBank genome assembly
AUGGCGGGCACUAUUCGACACCAUUCUACCUACCAUCAUGAGACAGAGCCUUCUGCUGCCUCGGUCGGCAACGCACUCGUAACUCUUCCGUCGUUACGGAUGCCCACGGGCGGCGCUGAUCGCUUACCAUCAGGUUAUCCGUUGGCUCGUUUGCCGACUUCAUCAUCAUCAUCAUCAUCAUCAGCCUAUAAGUGCCCACUGCUGAGCCAAGGCCUCUUCUCAUACGGAGAAGGGCAGGAAAAGCCAUUCGAUGAUAUCUUCCUCCUCAAAAAUAACGUAGGCUCAAUCGAAGCGCACCUGAUAACGGAGAUCAACGUGCAGUUGGCGCUGUUCCGCGACCUACUAAUCCACAUUGGUCAGCCACACGACUGCCCAGAACUGCGGGAGCGCGUGCGUCGACUGCGUCGCGCAUGCGUAGAAGCCACCAAGACUACCAGCCAACUAGUUUUACCUAAUUGUAAAAAGUCAACGAGCGACGGGUGCGCGGAACAGCCUCAGCUGGUGCUCCUAUACUUCAUGGCACAGCUCCUGCUUCGGGAACUCGCCAAGUGCCACCGCCUUGUACAGCUUGUGCCAAUGGAUAUGACCUCGUAUUACGAAAACCGUGCCGGUCCGUCCAAUUUUGGCAACGUGAUAAGCCAGAUCCUACUGUGCAAGCAGAUAACUCCUGACUUCAACCAGGAGGAGCUUUGCAGCAUCGUGAAGGACACGCAAGAGAUCACGAGAAUAGUUAACGAUAUACAGGAAUAUUUGCCACAGCAUGAAAAUCUCAACCACUUAGCGAUCUCACUGCGUGCCCUGGAAAACCGUCAAGCAAUAUUCCAAACUAGUUUCCAAUGGUGCCUUCGUGCAUGGUCCCAGGUUAAGGAGCCUAUGUCUUUCAGACUAUAA